Molecule: messenger RNA, 159 nt
Organism: Lathyrus sativus (Indian pea)
Lineage: Eukaryota; Viridiplantae; Streptophyta; Magnoliopsida; Fabales; Fabaceae
Source: the annotation of a GenBank genome assembly
AUGCUUUGCACUGCCAAUGAUUUACAAGGGUGGAAAGAUUUUUCAAAGGGAUUCAGGGUUCUUCUCCUUGAAGGAGACAACAAUUCUGCCACUGAAAUAAGAAUAAAACUUGAAGACAAGAUUGUUAAAUUUGAUUUCAUUUUCUAUAGACUUCAUUAA